This is a messenger RNA of Emiliania huxleyi CCMP1516, 882 nucleotides long. RefSeq lists its product as hypothetical. The transcript is spliced from 5 exons. The record is from RefSeq and is a predicted model, not a curated record. Lineage: Eukaryota; Haptophyta; Isochrysidales; Noelaerhabdaceae. The coding region runs from base 1 to 882 and encodes 293 amino acids.
AUGUCGGCCAACUCCGCGCUGCGACCACCGCAGCUCUUCUCGACGUUCCAUGCGAUGGCGCCGCGUGUGCUGAGCACCGAUGACGACGAGGUAGUCGAUGACUUCAUCAACCCAGAGCUGCGAGACGUGCUCGAGGGCAUUGACGUCUCGGAAGGCAUCAACGCCUUCCGGUUCAUAUUCGCCGAGACGUGCAAGGAGGUGGCCAGCAAGCUUGAGGAGGUGGGGCGGCGCGACAGUCACAGCAGCGAGCCGCAGGAGGCCAGCGGUGACGACACAGCGCCACCAUCACCCUUGGCCUCACCUGCACCGCCGGCCGAGCCGGACGCGCUUGGCGAGGUCACUGCCCUCCGCGACUGCCCUCCGGCGAGCUCGUCACUGCUCCACGCGGAAGGGUUCAAGGGGGCGCUGGAUCGCAGCUGCACCAAUCUGCCGGGCUCGCCUGUGCUGCAUCACACCGACGCGAGCCUCCCCGUCUCCCCCCUCUCGGUCUCCUCCUCCUCCUCGCUCGAUUCGAGCCUUGACGGGGAUAUGGUGAGCGAUGAAUUCGACGAGAACGACGAGAGCGUGAUCGGCGAGCGGCUCUCCUCGGGCCGGAGGAUGUGGUCGCCAGAGGAGGACGCCAUCCUGGUCAGAGUGCUCAGCCAGGAGCCGCUCCCGCCACGCAAGUGGCCCGCCGUCCAAAAGGCGGCACCCUACCCGACCCUGCGGCGCGAUGCGAACUUUCCGCUGCCCUGGACCGCGGAGGAGGACCAGUUUGUGCUGCAGCAGAUCGCCAUCAAGAUGGAUUGCGACCGCUCCGCCUCGUCAGUGCGCAACCGAUACUUGCGCAUCAUCGGUUGCGCCGCGCGUCGCAUGACGCCUGCAGCCGCUGAACCGUCGUAG